CAUAGGAGCCAACGAUUUAUUUAAAUAAUUGGAAAUUUAAAUAAAAGACAUCAGCAAAUUUUAUCUCUCUAUUAAAUUCACUCAUGACAUUAAAUCCUCGAAAUAUCAAAAAAUGGGAAUCACUAAAUAUGUUAAAAGCAACUUUGAAAAAAUCGUGCCAAGCACUCUAUAAAUCUUCAGGAUGAAAAUAUAUUCGCAUAGUAAUCUCGGUCGAAUAUCAAGUAAAAUUUGAUCAUAUUAUGCAUGACAAUGUGAAUGGGAUAAAUACGGCCCUGACUGACUUAAAAGCGGGCACUCUACCGUGAUAAAUUCACCGAUUGCGCGGAGUGGGAUACUGUGUGUACCCGGAGAAAGUGCUGUUAGUUUAUAUAUACGCACCAGGCGCGAGCUAUCGGGACCAUUUUCAAUAUUGCUCUCCGGUAAUUUCGAUCCCCGCGGCUUUCGAAGGUGACGACAGGAUGACGUUGCUGAUCGGUCUGGUCCUGAUUGCCACCUGGACAUCGGCUGUUGUUGCUGAACUACCACCUGGAGUGCAGGCUUGUCCUACGAACAACUUGGCACAGUACGACAGAUGCGUACGGAAGCAACUGGACGCUAUCAUACCGUAUCUAGCCAAGGGGAUCCCGUCUUUAAAGCUCCCAGCUUUGGACCCGUUGUUCCUACCCUCGUUGACGGUGGACAGGAAUCUGGACUCGUUGAAAAUUAAGGCGAACAUGACUCACAUUCGUGUAUACGGAGCGACGAAUUUCCUCAUCGACGAUCUGAAAGCAAAUCCGCGCGACUUGUCGGUUAACAUCAAAGUCCAGCUACCGCACAUUCACGUGAACGGGAACUACGACGUUCAGGGAAGGUUGUUACUGUUACCGUUGAACGGAGGUGGCAGUUUUAAAGGAAAUUUCACCAAUACGGAGGUACUAGUGAAUGCUCAAGGAAAAGAGGUCACUGACAAAAAUGGCAUUGGAAGGAUCGACAUCGAUAAACUGGUAACGAAAAUUCGUGUUGGCGAUGGGAACAUCAGAUUGAAGGCUCCUCCUAGUCACACCGUGGCUGCUGACGCGGCAGCUACGUUCUUCAAUUCGAACCCACGGUUGGUCCUGGACAUCGCGAGCCCGAUCAUCGAGGACACAGCUGCUACUGUUAGCAGAGCGUUGGUCGCGAGAGCGUUAGGCGUGUUAACAAAAGAGGAAUUGUUACCCUAGUCUGCGAGUUUCAUCGGUGGGAAAUUAUCAUAAGUCUGUGGUCGUAAUAUUAAACGUCAUGAGUAGACUCGCGGAUAUUUAUGCAAAAUAAAAUAUUUCUAAUUGCAGAUUAAAAAAUCUGUUUUAAAUAAUGGUUUCAUUUAUCAUUUAAAUAUUCCAAUGUGGACUCUAAUGUUUCCAUUUUAUAAAUUACAUGCAGUAUUUAUCUUUUUUGCAUAUCCAGUUUUAUUAUAAAUGCAUAAAAUCUGCAGUCUAGUCAUAAAUAAUGUAGAAAUUGAAUAUUCGCAACAUUUAUUCAACUUUAUAGUCAUCGUCCGAAUUUGAAACAAACCAGGAUUUCGAAACGAACAGCAACUUUUAAUUCCAUUUUAAUUGUAGCCAAUCGAAAGUGUAAAUAAAAUUAUUUAUAUUUGCGUUUCAUUAAAAAUUAUUAAAAUUUCUUUUCGAUCUGUAAUUGUUAAACGCGACCUGAUGUGAUUAAAGAUAUUAUUAGAAUUAGGAAGGAUGGCUCGUUUGGAGACGAUCGAAGUUCAUUCAUUAAAUUUAAUGAAUCACAAGCUAUCGUUCUUAUAAUUAGACUGUACAUAUAAAUC
This is a messenger RNA of Ceratina calcarata, 1792 nucleotides long. RefSeq names its product circadian clock-controlled protein. The record is from RefSeq and is a predicted model, not a curated record. NCBI's taxonomy places the organism in Eukaryota, Metazoa, Arthropoda, Insecta, Hymenoptera, Apidae. Bases 459 to 1199 code for a protein of 246 amino acids. The transcript has 4 exons. Gene Ontology annotation, biological process: multicellular organismal reproductive process.